Molecule: messenger RNA, 638 nt
Organism: Mollisia scopiformis
Lineage: Eukaryota; Fungi; Ascomycota; Leotiomycetes; Helotiales; Mollisiaceae
Exons: 4
Coding region: 111-638 (175 amino acids)
Molecular function (GO): acyltransferase activity, transferring groups other than amino-acyl groups
Source: RefSeq, a predicted model, not a curated record
GCAGUUUGCCAAAGCUAUAAGUAUGGCCUCAAACUUGCUGCAACAAUUUUCUUCACUCUCCCAAAUUUUUCUCGUUCCAUAUAUAUUCGUGACAUUUAUUGCAUCACAAAAUGGACGAACCAAUCUCGUACAUCCCAACCCAACACGCACACCUCCUUCCCUCCUUAGUCAAAAUUCAUAUGCGCUGCAUCAUGGAACCGCCAUACACUCCUGCUACCUUCCUCCCUCCUCUCAAUGAAGAAGUCAUGACUUCUUGGUGGCAAGAUCGUGCGAAGGAAGUGGAGAAAGAUCAGCGAGUUAUCAUCAUGCAGAUGGCUUCCAAUGCUACAACUGGUAAGGAAGAAGUCGCAGGUGUGGUGAUGCUUGAGAUGCCGGUCACGGAGACGGGACCCUUCAGAGGGGAGGUCCAGAAACUGCUGGUCCCGCCAGAAUAUAGGAAAAUGGGGGUUACAUCGAGGAUGAUGGCCAAGUUGGAGAAUGUCGCGAGGGAGAAAGGAAGGAAGUUGCUCGGUAAUCCAGCUGAGUUUGUCUAUCCUAAGCUAGGAUAUAUCAAGGUUGGGGAAAUACCUGGUUGUGAUAUCUCACCACUUGAUGGGAGCUUGAAGACUGCUGUGUAUUUCUACAAGGAUAUGCGCUGA